AUGUCGACCCCGUUUAGAAUUGAUGUCCACCAUCACUUUUUGCCUCCGGUAUACGCCAAGGGUGAGUUUCAGGCCUUACAAUACGAACAUUUGCAUGAGGCGAGUACUCACAUAUCUUUUACAACUGUAGCAUUGCAGAAAAACGGAGGUGAUCCAUCUGGCUGGAAAACUCCGUCUUGGUCUAUAGAAAAUGACGAGGCAAUUUGUCAGAAGCUGGAAAUUCGCACAGCCUUUCUUUCUAUCACAGCUCCUGGCCCAGAUGUUGUGAAAGGACCCGAAUCAGCUCGAAUUGCCAGAGAAUGCAAUGAAUGGGCAGCUGAACUCCGGGAUCAAGACCCACAGAAAUACGGAUUCUUCGCUACUAUUCCAUCCCCGUUUGAAAACAUUAACCAAGCUAUCUCGGAGGUUGCCUAUGCGCUUGAUGUCUUGCACGCCGAUGGCGUAACCUUGUUCACUCGGUAUGGGGAUGCAAACUACUAUCUUGGCCACCCCAUGUUCAAGCCACUAUGGGCAGAACUCAACAGUCGCGAAGCUGUUGUGUUCAUUCAUCCCACAACUGGGGUGGACAUUGGGAUGAUCAACCCACUUUUACCCGCACCGAUGAUUGAAUAUCCUCAUGAGACGACCCGGUGCGCUGUUGAUCUUAUUGUCUCCGGGAGAAUCCGGGAGAAUUCUGACUGCAAAAUUAUCUUGUGCCAUUCUGGGGGUACCCUCCCAUUUAUCGCGACGCGGCCGGGAGUUCUGCUCUCUCACGCGAACCUCUCCUCCAUGACUCAUGAAGAAUUCCUCGGUGAUGCCCGAAGAUUUUAUUAUGAGAUUGCCCAAAGCAGCUCGCUCGCCAUAGAGUGUUUGAUGAAGUUUGCGGAUCCUGACCGCAUCCUGUAUGGCUGCGACUAUCCUUACUGCCCGGAAAAGACCAUCGACUUCUUCAAGAAUGCCUUGAAUUCAGCACCCCUGACCGAGGAUCAACUUUCCAAGAUCAACACAACAAACGCCCUGAAAUUAUUUCCCCGUUUGACGAAAGGAAAUUGA
This is a messenger RNA of Penicillium odoratum, 1032 nucleotides long. RefSeq names its product amidohydrolase family protein. NCBI's taxonomy places the organism in Eukaryota, Fungi, Ascomycota, Eurotiomycetes, Eurotiales, Aspergillaceae. Gene Ontology annotation, molecular function: carboxy-lyase activity; hydrolase activity. Gene Ontology annotation, cellular component: cytosol; cytoplasm. The transcript has a single exon. The coding region runs from base 1 to 1032 and encodes 343 amino acids. The record is from RefSeq and is a predicted model, not a curated record. Gene Ontology annotation, biological process: secondary metabolic process.